Lactuca virosa is the source of this 1693-nucleotide messenger RNA. The record is from the annotation of a GenBank genome assembly. NCBI's taxonomy places the organism in Eukaryota, Viridiplantae, Streptophyta, Magnoliopsida, Asterales, Asteraceae.
AUGCUCCUCUCUCGCUCACUCUUCCUCCCUAUCUCCUCCAACAAUGUAGAUAUAGGAUUUCGAUUGGAAGAAAAAGUUCACCAUGUCAAAAGAUCAGAUUUCCCACCGGGGUUUAUAUUCGGUGCAGGCAGUUCCGCCUACCAAGUUGAAGGAGCUUAUCUUGAGGAUAUGAAAUCCUUAAGCAACUGGGAUGUAUUUUGUCAUUCUAUAGGUUGUGGAGAAAACGGAGAGAAUGGAGAUAGUGCAGAUUGUCAUUAUCAUCUAUUUUUGAAAGAUAUUGAGAUAAUGCAUUCCCUUGGCCUAAAAGCAUACCGAUUUUCGAUUUCAUGGGCUAGAAUUCUUCCAAGAGGAAGAUUUGGUGAAGUUAAUAUUGCAGGGAUCAUGUUCUAUGACAAGAUCAUAGACAAUCUAAUUCUCAAAGGAAUUGAGCCGUUUGUGACGAUUCAUCAUUAUGAUUUUCCGCAAGAACUUGAAGAUAGAUAUGGAUCUUGGCUAAAUCCUGAAAUGCAGGAAGACUUUGUACAUCUGGCAGAUAUUUGUUUCAAGUAUUUUGGAGACCGAGUAAAGUAUUGGACUACAAUAAACGAACCAAACCUGUUCACAGAUUUAGCUUAUAGGUGGGGGAUUUAUCCACCCUCUCGUUGCUCAGAGUUUUUUGGCAACUGUCGUACCGGAAAUUCUGACGUUGAGCCUCUCAUUGUUAUGCAUAACCUGGUAUUGGCCCAUGGCAAAGCAGCAAAGCUAUAUCGUCAAAAGUACAAGGUUAAACAAGCUGGAUUAGUCGGGAUUGUUGUAAAUUGUCCCACGUUCAUACCAUUAACAAACAGUGAGCUUGAUAUUGGGGCCGUUAAAAGAGCGUUUGCUUUCCAAAUUGGCUGGGUACUUGAUCCCUUGAUAUAUGGAGAGUAUCCCGUAGAAAUGGUUAAGUACCUUGGAAGUGAUUUACCAAGUUUCUCUAUCAAAGAAAAGAACAUUGUGAAGAAUAGUCUGGAUUUUAUUGGUAUAAACCAUUACUCAGCUAUAUAUACUAAAGAUUGUACAAACUCUACUUGCUCUCCAAUUGCAAAUCGUCCGAUCCAAGGUUUCUUUGACACUGUGGCAGAGCGCGAUGGUGUGUUGAUCGGUGAACCUACUGGGGUAGAAGAUACAUAUGUUUUUCCUCAAGGGAUGGAGGAGAUUGUUAACCAAAAUCAAGUUUCGCUACAAAAAUAAACCCAUGUUUAUUACAGAAAAUGGUUAUUCUUCACCCGAUCUGCAAGAGAAACGAGUAAAUGUAAUUUUAAAUGACGUGAAACGAGUUAAAUUCCAUUUAGAAUACCUUGAAUUUUUAGCGAAAUCUAUAAGAGAAGGAGCAGAUGUACGCGGAUAUUUCGUAUGGUCCGUAAUGGAUAACUAUGAAUGGAUGAGCGGUUACAAUGUAAAGUUCGGGUUAUAUUAUGUGGACCGUGAAACACAAACACGAAAACCAAAGCUUUCUGCAAGAUGGUAUAAGAGUUUUUUAAGAAAAAACACUACUGAUCUUGUCAAUAUUAAAUCGUAUAUAUAAAAUAUUUGAUGCAAAGUUUAUAUGUUGGGUUGAUAAUACAGUUAAUAAAUGAAUGUAUUAAUCAGCUUUAGUAUGUUAACAGUAAGAUGAAAGAAAUAUCACUAUUAUGCAGUAAGAUUGUCUAAUUAGCGCCUCUAUGUUUACCCA